Molecule: messenger RNA, 1599 nt
Organism: Mustela erminea (ermine)
Lineage: Eukaryota; Metazoa; Chordata; Mammalia; Carnivora; Mustelidae
Gene: CATIP
Product: ciliogenesis associated TTC17 interacting protein
Exons: 10
Coding region: 265-1416 (383 amino acids)
Biological process (GO): cilium organization; actin filament polymerization
Source: RefSeq, a predicted model, not a curated record
CAAGAGUCACAUGCUCCUCCAGCUGAGCCAGCCAGGCACUCCCUAAGGUGAUUCUAAUGACCCAUGUCAUCCCUCUGCUAUGUCAAAUGUUCCCUCUGCAGGACAAUGCUUCAGGCAUCGCCUGAGUUACAAAGCCCACAGUUCCUACCAUUGUGUCCAGGUCUGGGUGUUUUGUAAGAUGUGUUGAUGGCCCUUUAAGAGGCGGUAGCUGGCUUCCGGUUGCCGUGGAGACAGCUGGACGCAGCCUGGGUAGCAGAAGGCAGCAUGUCCUCUAAACUUCAAUCCACAGUGCCCAAAGCCAAGGACCACCAGCCCUCAGCUGAAGAGAGUCUGCCAGCCCCAAAGGCCAAUGCUGAAGCCAUCCACUUCCUCAGCACCCUCGAGCAGGAGGAGCUGCAGAUGCUGCUGUUCUCUGAGACUCUGGCCAUGGUCUCGGACACGGGGGAGCCUCAGGGAGAGCUGACCAUUGAGGUGCAGAGACGGCAAAACAAAGAUGAAUUUGGAGUGAUGUCACACUGCCUCUUCGUGCACGCCUUUAGCCGUGGCUUCAUGGACAAGAUACUCUGCGGAAACUCCCUCCUGGGCUACCUCUCAUGGACACUGCAUGUCAUGGAGCAACAUAGUCAAGAGUUCAUCAAGUUCCGUGUCCUCCCCAUGGAGAGGAAGAUGACUUUGGUGAAGCAGGAUGACCAGCUGACCAUGACCAGAAGUGUCAAGGAGGGGGAGGAAGUCAAGACCGAAGUGACUUUUAUCCCAGGGAGCUCAACCAUGGGCUUCAUCUCCGAGGCUGCCAACCUGGUGUUGCUGAGGGUGAUGGCCUGGCGGCAGACGGUGCCCAGCAACGCCCGUUUCCUGGCCUUGGACACGGAGGGCAAACUCUGCUACUCCACUUACCAAGACCUGGGCUUCCAGAAGAUCCAGGUGGACCGCCAGCAGGUAGAGGUGUUCAUCGUGGAGCAGACGGUCCACUCAGUGAAAGGCAUCCCCAAUUCCUGCCAGUUCUAUCUGCUGUCGGAUGGGCACCUGGCCAAGAGAAUCCAGGUGGGUUCCCCGGGGUACUGCCUGGUCACCCAGAUGCCUAUCUUGAGGGAGAAGGAUGAGAUUGAGACUCGCCCCGUAUUUGAGAAGAAGCCCCUGGUGUGGGAGGAGGAUAUGGAGCUCUACUCGAGGUUCGUGGACCGGAAGGAGGAGCUCCGUCUCAGCCACAGCAGCUAUCUGCGACAGCACCCCGAGGCCCAGGCGCUCAUCUCAGACUUCCUGCUCUUCCUGUUGCUGCGCCAGCCCGAAGACGUGGUCACCUUCGCCGCGGAGUACUUCGGCCCCUUCGCGAAGCGCCACCCCCCGACCCCCGCCUUGCGCUCCUCCCACCGGCCCAGCCCUUUCCGCUCGCUGGACCCCCGGGACCUCUUCCACUAGGCGGGGCGCGGCGGGCGGGGACCUGCAGGAAGUCGGGCGGUCGCCGGGGACGCAGCGGGGAACCGGAGGGACUCACCCCAGAGGCGCGCCUUGCGAGCUGCGGGUUUUUUUUGGGGGGGGGCGGAAUAAAUUGGCCCUAUCCCCGCAGUUCCGCUGUGGGCGCGGGAACCUUCCCUGGCCAGA